Trichophyton rubrum CBS 118892 is the source of this 768-nucleotide messenger RNA. RefSeq lists its product as uncharacterized. Gene Ontology annotation, cellular component: membrane; cytoplasm. The transcript has 2 exons. The record is from RefSeq and is a predicted model, not a curated record. Bases 1 to 768 code for a protein of 255 amino acids. NCBI's taxonomy places the organism in Eukaryota, Fungi, Ascomycota, Eurotiomycetes, Onygenales, Arthrodermataceae.
AUGUUCAUCUCGAGUGAUGCCUCCAGCACCAGCAUACCUGAUAGAGCUUGUGGUGGCCAUAUAGCGGUACCUUUACUCAUCGCUGUUCCGAGCAUCAUCCGGCUACGACAAUGCUUGAUCGAAUUCUUCCGAGUAUAUAGACGUGGGAAUCGCCGUGUUGAUGGCUGGGGUGGUCAGCAUCUUGCCAAUGCUGCUAAAUACGCUACAGCACUGCCUGUGAUUGCUUUGACUAUGCUACAGCGCAAUUAUGAUGCGUCCAUCAUCGGAGUGAGCGAAGAAACGUUGCAUAAACUAUGGUAUGCUCAUUUUUACUCUACGCUCCCCUUAAGCCUGCUUCUAACUUCAAGCAGGAUACUCUCUGCCAUCAUCAACUCCUCAUAUACUUUCUAUUGGGAUAUCGACAAGGAUUGGGACCUCUGUCUUUUCUCCGAUAUCGUGGGCCAGUUCCGUCCUACUUCUACUCUGAGAGAGGAAAACCCGCACCCAUUUGGGCUUCGCGCAAAUCGUUUCUUCCACGCCAAUGCCAUCUACUACUCUGCCAUUGUGAUUGACCUGGUCCUACGAUUUACCUGGCUCAGCCGACUAACCACACGAUUGAACUGGGUCAACGAUCUGGAGAGCGGAGUGUUUGCUCUUAUGUUUUUAGAAGUUAUCAGACGAUGGCUUUGGAUUUUCCUGAGAGUCGAAACUGAAUGGGUCCGGAAUACCCGUGGCCCGGCUCCUGAUGAUAUUCUACUUGGGGAAUUCACCAAGAUGGAUGAAGAUUAA